Fraxinus pennsylvanica is the source of this 378-nucleotide messenger RNA. Lineage: Eukaryota; Viridiplantae; Streptophyta; Magnoliopsida; Lamiales; Oleaceae. The record is from the annotation of a GenBank genome assembly.
AUGCUUAAUGGUGUAUGUAAAGAUGGGUUGGUGCAAGAGGCAAUGAAGCUUUUUGGUUUAAUGCGUGAAAAGAGUACUAUUUCAAAAGUGGUUGUCUACACUACUGUAGUGGAAGGCUUUUUCAAGGCAUGGAAGCUUGAAGAUGCGGUGAGAAUUUUUAAGAAAAUGCAGAGUAAUGGGAUCAUUCCAAAUGCAUUUAGUUAUGAGGUUUUGACUCAGGGGCUAUGUAAAGGGAAGAUUGAAGAGGAUAGCACUGCUGCUCAUCCUACAACGCGCGCGCGCACACACUGUUUACACACAAUCUCACCGAACUCAAUUCUUCCUUCCAUAUCCAAUACUGAAAGCUUGGACGUGCAUUUACUGAUGGUUAAUGUCUGA